Molecule: messenger RNA, 4057 nt
Organism: Oncorhynchus kisutch (coho salmon)
Lineage: Eukaryota; Metazoa; Chordata; Actinopteri; Salmoniformes; Salmonidae
Product: potassium voltage-gated channel subfamily D member 3
Exons: 8
Coding region: 393-2378 (661 amino acids)
Biological process (GO): potassium ion export across plasma membrane; protein homooligomerization; action potential
Cellular component (GO): dendritic spine; voltage-gated potassium channel complex; postsynaptic membrane
Molecular function (GO): protein binding; A-type (transient outward) potassium channel activity
Source: RefSeq, a predicted model, not a curated record
CUCAUGUCCAUCACCCACUUUUCUAGUCAUCAUCACAGUCAUGAGGUAGGUGGGAAUAUCAUCCUGAAGGCUGCGAAAUGAAUCUGUGCUGUCUGUCCAAACCGCAGGUGCAUCAAUAUGCAGGUGUGGUUUAAAGAACAGACUAAGGUUUUAGUGAAUUUCACUAACACGUUUACGAUCGUUCAACGCAUCGAUAUCCCCAUCUCGUGUUCCUCUAUGCUUGUUUCGCUCAUUCGCACAGAGCUCCUUUGUCAAUGCGUCUUUCAAUUUCUGUAGCUUUUCCCCAGAGGAGUUAUUUUGCUGGAGGAUCGCGCAUUGAAAUUGUUUGGAUCUUUCCUUGUUUGGAGAUGACAGGUCAUUUUAAGGCAAGCGGGAAACCAGAGUGAGUUGCCAUGGCGGCAGGAGUGGCUGCAUGGCUUCCCUUCGCCCGGGCAGCAGCCAUUGGCUGGAUGCCUGUGGCCAACUGCCCCAUGCCUAUCGCUCCUAGAGACCACACAAAGAGACAUGAUGAGCUGAUCAUCCUGAAUGUGAGUGGACGACGCUUCCAGACCUGGAGGACCACACUGGACCGCUACCCAGACACCCUGCUGGGAAGCUCAGAGAAACAGUUUUUUUACGAUGAGGAGACCAAAGAGUAUUUUUUUGACCGGGACCCAGACUCCUUCCGUAGCAUUCUCAACUUCUAUCGGACGGGCAAGUUGCACUAUCCACGCUAUGAGUGCAUCUCGGCCUACGACGAAGAGCUAACCUUCUUCGGCAUCAUCCCAGAGAUCAUCGGUGACUGCUGCUAUGAAGAGUACAAGGAUCGGAAGCGGGAGAAUGCUGAACGUCUCCAGGACGACCAGGAUGACAACAAGGACUGCAAGCUGCCCAACAUGACAUACAGAGAGACCAUGUGGAGGGCUUUUGAGAACCCUCACACCUCCACCAUGGCCCUGGUGUUCUACUAUGUCACCGGCUUCUUCAUCGCCAUCUCAGUCCUCACCAACGUGAUAGAGACGGUUCCGUGCGGUGCCACGCCUUCCCAGAAGGACAUGCCAUGUGGCGAGCGCUACACCGUAGCCUUCUUCUGCAUGGACACGGCCUGCGUCCUCAUCUUCACCAUAGAGUACCUCAUGAGACUGUUUGCCGCGCCCAGCCGUUACCAAUUCAUGCGCAGUGUGAUGAGCAUCAUCGACGUGGUGGCCAUCUUUCCCUACUACAUCGGCCUGGUGAUGACAGACAACGAGGAUGUGAGCGGAGCCUUUGUCACACUCCGUGUGUUCCGUGUGUUCCGCAUCUUCAAGUUCUCCCGCCACUCGCAGGGCCUCAGGAUCCUGGGGUACACGCUGAAGAGCUGCGCCUCGGAGCUGGGCUUCCUCCUCUUCUCCCUCACUAUGGCCAUCAUCAUCUUCGCCACCGUCAUGUUUUACGCAGAGAAGGGGUCGUCGUCGACCAAGUUCACCAGCAUCCCAGCCUCCUUCUGGUACACCAUUGUCACAAUGACCACGUUGGGUUACGGGGACAUGGUGCCCAAGACGAUCGCAGGGAAGAUCUUUGGUUCUAUCUGUUCUCUGAGCGGGGUGCUGGUAAUCGCCCUGCCCGUUCCCGUCAUUGUGUCCAACUUUAGCCGCAUCUAUCACCAGAACCAGAGAGCUGACAAACGGCGUGCUCAGAAAGUACAGAAAGCCAGACUGGCCAGGAUAAGAAUAGCCCAGGCAGGCAGCUCCUGCACGGGAUUCCUUCAGAGCAAACGCAACGACCUCCUCAACGACCUGCUGGAGCUCACGCAACAACCUUACAAGCAAAACAAUAUCCACGAGGGCUCAGACGAUGAGGAACUGCUGCUCAGCAAGAGCAUGUCAUUAUUAGAGAGUCAACACCACCAUCUAUUGCACUGUCUGGAGAAGACCACUGCCCAUGAGUUUAUGGAUGAGCAGCUGUAUGAACAGAACUGUCUGGAGACCACGGUCCAGAGCUACACCUCCCGUAGCCCCUCCCUCUCCAGCCAGGACAGGCCCAUAGGCACCUGCUGUACCCGCCGGGUGAAGAGGAGCUCCCCCCUGCCCAACUCCAGCAUGCCCCUCCAGCCCAGCCAUCAGCAUGGGCCGCUACAGGAGCUCAGCGCCCUCCGCAUCCAGUGCGGGGACAAGCUACCCCCCACCACCAGUCGCUCUAGUCUCAACAUGAAGACAGACGAGGUGGGUCUGUUCAACUGCAAGGGCGGUCAGAUUACCACGGCGAUCAUCAGCAUCCCCACGCCCCACUCUGCCACCCCGGACGGGGACGGUCUUCACGGACCCCCCCAGCGCAGACCCCCCCCUCCCCCCACCGGCCCAGAGGCCGCCAGUAUUAACACCACAGCCAGCUCCACUGUCUUCAAAGUGUCCGCUCUGUGACUGUGUGACUGACCCACUCGACAGACUGACUGAGCAGGAGGAGAGGUGAAGAGAGGCUUUCACUAGAACUCUACCUUGAAGGACCCCUGUCGCCCAUUUCAGAGAUAGAGAAAUGGGAGAGAACUCCCCGUGUAACAAGGAGUAUACAGCCUUUUAGGCAGCAAGGGGAUAGGCUAUACUAAGUGAAAUGCUGCACGGCAGCUGAUGGUAGAGAAGGCUACGAUAUGCGCAUUUUCCUAAAACGGGCCAGUAUGUGUGCAUUUUGGGAUUAUGACAGGACAAAGGAAGUCACUGUGUCUUUGUGUACUUCGCACAUACAUAUUAUUGUUUUGAUCUGCCUACAGCUAAACCCUGAAUGUCUGAAAGAUGAGGAUGAAGACACCUAUCAAUGUUUUAACUUUAGGUUGUUAGGUCUUCUUUAUGUUUUGUGUUGUCUUAUCUAUUUUCCGUGUGUGUGUGUGUGUGUGUGUGUGUGUGUGUGUGUGUGUGUGUGUGUGUGUGUGUGUGUGUGUGUGUGUGUGUGUGUGUGUGUGUGUGUGUGUGUGUGUGUGAUACUUUUAUGAAAUGUUCAUAUUUUAGUGGGUUAUAACCUUACAUUUCCAUCUAUCCACAAUGUCCUUAAAAUCUAAACAACAUAAAUGCCUACUAGUACUCUGACAAAUGUUCCAUCAGACACGCUACAGUAUUGCUGCUUUCCCAAAUCUGUCUCUCUCUCUCGCUAUCUCCCUGUCUCUCUCUCUCCCUUGCUCUCACUCGCUCUCUCUCAAUUUCAAUUUAAGGGGCGUUAUUGGCAUGGGAAACAUAUGUUUACAUUGCCAAAGCAAGUGAAAUGGAUAAACAAACGUGAAAUAAACAAUAAAAAGUGAACAGUAAAUAUUACACUCACACAAGUUCUCUCUCUCUCUGUCUCUCUCUCUGUCUCUCACUAUCGCUCCCUCUAUCGCACUCUAUAUCUCUCUCUCCCUCGCUCUCUCUCUGUCUCUCUCUCUGUCUCUCACUAUCGCUCCCUCUAUCGCACUCUAUAUAUCUCUCUCCCUCGCUCUCUCUCUGUCUCUCUCUCUGUCUCUCACUAUCGCUCCCUCUAUCGCACUCUAUAUAUCUCUCUCCCUCGCUCUCUCUCUGUCUCUCUCUCUUUCUCUUCCAAACUGUCUUCAUGUUUAAGACUUUAGCAGUUUAGUUGUUGUUGUUUCAGUUCAGUGGAAGACAGUAUAGUCACCAUGGCAACGAUGAAUGUCCAUGUCAAUGCCCUACUGUGAUGUGAACAGGCCUCCUCUACAUGUUACAUUAACUGUUGUCCGUUGGAGGUCCAUGCUGUAGGUGCCUGGUGUUUUGGAAUAGCUUGUGACUACUUGCCAAGAUGUGCUACACUAAAAUUAGAACAGAUAAACAAGUAUUUUGUUUUCAUUUUUUUGUGUAAAUUAUUAUUUUACUCUGUAGGUUUUUGAAUAAUGAAAAUGAAAAUACCAUGUUGCAUUCAAGGUAUCUGUAUGUUUUUGUAUUGACUUUGUGUACUCAGCCAUGUGGUAGACAGAGGUAAGGACAUACUGUCAUAAAAUCGCCACCUAAUCCAUUGUUGUGAGUCAAUAUGUAAUGUGGAUGUUAAAAAUAGAUGUUUUAACAUGUUGACCAUGUCACGUGAAAAGAUGAGUAAAGUUCAUAUCAAUGGGUUACUACAAACA